Molecule: messenger RNA, 5623 nt
Organism: Pelodiscus sinensis (Chinese soft-shelled turtle)
Lineage: Eukaryota; Metazoa; Chordata; Testudines; Trionychidae
Source: RefSeq, a predicted model, not a curated record
CCAGCUGGUAUCUGCACACACGCAGCUCUGGGAGCCGAUCUGCAGCCAGGCGGAUUCCGGGUGGGACGUUUCUCGCCGAAGCCUCCGGGGCUGCGAUGUCUCCCAUUUGUCCUUUCCCACCCAGCAAACAGCCCGAGUCAGCUCCAGGAAGCCAAACAGCCCCCUGCCUGCUGGAGGCGCGGCUUAGGCGGAGCCUGUUCCCAGCCCAGAGGCAGCAAUGGCCUCAGGGAGCCCAUUGGGACGUCUCCUGCAGGAAGCGACCGACAGGAUCUUCCUAGAGGAUUUCACGGCCCCUCUCACUCUGCAGCGUGGGCACAACAGUGGAUGCAGGGACCCUGUGCAGCAGGGAGCCGUCCAGCCCAGUAGGCAGCUGGCUAACGUGGUGGCAAUAGCCCAGCGGCUGAGUCUGCAGUGGGGCGGGGUGUGUGGGGAGCACCAGGAGGCGCUGAAGCUGUUUUGUGUGGAAGAUCAAGCCCCCAUCUGUGUGAUCUGCAAAGAGUCCCGGACACACCGUGCGCACAGGGUGGUGCCCAUACAGGAAGCUGCCCAGCAGUACAAGAAAAAAAUUCAAGCCCAUUUGAAGACUCUGAGGGAAGAGAGAGAAAAGCUGCUGGGAUGGAAAGCAACAGGCGAGGGGAAAUGCCAAAAGUAUCUGAAACAGACACAAGCCGAGAGGCAGAAGAUUGUGGCUCAGUUUCAGCAGCUGCGGCAGUUCCUGGAGGAACAAGAGCGACUUCUGCUGGCCCAGCUGGAGAAGCUGGACAAGGAGAUUGGAAGGCUCCAGACUGACAUUGUCAGGAAACUCUCCGUGCUGAUUUCUUGUCUCAGUGAGCGGAUCAGUGAGCUGGAGGGGAAGUGCCAGAAGCCAGCGAGUGAAUUCCUGCAGGAUGUCAGAAGCACCUUGAGCAGGUGUGGGAAGCAGCAGUUCCAGCAGCCAGAGGAGAUUUCUCCUGAACUGGAAGAGCGAGUCAGUGGUUUCUCCCAGAAAACAAUUGUGCUGUCGGAGACUCUGAGGGAGUUCAAAGAUGCUCUGCUGUGUGCACUGGGGGCACAAAGAAGGGAACCUCGAGGAGUGCACAGACUGGGCUGCAGAAAACCCAUGUUUUGUUCCAGCUCAGCCCAUGGCUUGCAGAGCCAGAGACAGGAAAUGGCUGUGGCGGAGCCGGUGACCUUCGAGGAGGUGGCUGUGUAUUUCUCUGAGGAGGAAUGGGCUCUGCUGGACCCGGGUCAGAGAGCCCUCUACUGGGAUGUGAUGCAGGAGAAUUAUGAGGCUGUGAGCUGGCUGGGAUUUCAAGACUUCAAAGCUCAUGUGAUCUCCUGGGUGGAGCAAGGGGAGGAGCUGCAGAUCCCAGAUCUCCAGGGCUGUGAGGAAGGAGAAAUCAUCAAUGACACCCACACAGGCUGCAGAACACCCAUGUCUUGCUCCAGCUCACCCCAGGGCCUACAGAGGCAGGGACAGGAAAUGGCUGUGGUGGAGCCGGUGUCCUUCGAGGAGGUAGCUGUGUAUUUCUCUGAGGAGGAAUGGGCUCUGCUGGACCCAGGUCAGAGAGCCCUCUACUGGGAUGUGAUGCAGGAGAAUUAUGAGGCUGUGAACUGGCUGGUCUCCAAAGCUUAUGUGAUCUCCUGGGUGGUGCGAGGGAAGGAGCUGUGGAUCCCAGAUCUCCAGGGCUGUGAGGAAGGGGAGAUCAUCAGCGACACCCACACAGGUGAUGUGACUGUGAGUGAGAACAAUGAAGAGAGUCUUCAUCAGGAAGUACUGGAGCAAGUGGCUCCAUGUGGGGUGUUAUUGGGAAGAUCUGAAGGGCAUGUUUCUCAGAGUCCUGAACAGAGAGAGACCUGUAACAAUCAGCAUAGCCCAGAAAGGCAGCAGGGAAACCAUGCGGUGGAGGGACAGAGUAAAUCUAGCCACAGGAGCAGUGGGGUGAAAAGAAACACAGAAACCAUUCAACAGAAAAUCCCCCAUCAAGAGGGACCCUACAGUUGCAGCAACUGUGGGAAAAGUUUCCAAUGUAGACAGGUCCUCAUUUUACACCAGGAAAUCCACACAGGCGAGAACCCUUUCAACUUGUCUGACUGUAGGAAUAACUUCAGUCAGAACUCAAUGCUUAUUACACAUCAGGGAAUGCAUCCAACUGAGAAGAUCUGUGACUGCCCUGACUGUCAGAAAAAUUUACAUUGGUUUUCAGUAACACCUGAUUGGCAGAGAAACCACAGAGUAGAGAAACCUUUCAACUGCUCUGCCUGUGGGAGAAGCUUCAGUCAGCGCUCAAAUCUUAACAUUCAUCGCAGAAUCCACACAGGAGAGAAACCCUUUAUGUGCACUGCCUGUGGGAAGAGCUUCAAUAGGCGCUCGAAUCUUAACAUUCAUCACAGAAUCCACACAGGAGAGAAGCCCUUUAACUGCUCUGCUUGCGGGAAAAGCUUCAGUAGGCGCUCACAUCUUAUUCAACAUCAGGUACUACAUACAAGUGAGAUGCCCUAUAACUGCUCUGUCUGUGGGAAAAGCUUCCAUCGGCGGGCAAAUCUUCUUGAUCAUCAGAGAACCCACACAGGAGAGAAGCCCUUUAGCUGCUCUGACUGUGGGGAAAGCUUCAUUCGGCGCUCAAGUCUUAAAAUUCAUCGUACUGUCCACACAGGAGAGACACCCUAUAACUGCUCUGAGUGCGGGCAGAGGUUCAAUCUUAGAUCAGACCUUGUUAGACAUAGGCGAAUCCACCCUGCAGAGAAACCCUUCAGCUGCUCUGACUGUGGGAAACGGUUCAGUCAGCGGUCAGACCUUGUUAGACAUAGGCGAAUCCACCCUGCAGAGAAACCCUUCAGCUGCUCUGACUGUGGGAAACGGUUCAGUCAGCGGUCAGACCUUGUUAGACAUAGGAGAAUCCACACAGGAGAGAGACCCUUCAAUUGCUCUGACUGUGGGAAAAACUUCAGUCAGAGAUCAGACCUUGUAAGACAUAGUAGAAUCCACACAGGAGAGAAGCCUUUUAAUUGUUCUGAAUGUGGGAAAAGCUUCAGCCAAACAAAAAAUCUGAUUAAACAUUUAAGGAAUCCAUACAGCAAAGAAACCGUUCAACUCCUCUGACCGUGGGAAAAGGUUCAGUUGAUGCUCAAAUCUUGACAGGCAUCCUACAGUCCACCCUGUAACUGGUCUGAGGGAAAAGAUUCCAUGAGAGCUGGUAGGAUUUUGAACAUCAGAGAACCUGCAUGGGUGAAAAGCCGCCUAAUUGUUCUGACCGGGAAAAUGUUGAGUCAAUGCUCAGACUUUGUUGGACUCAGAAGAAUCUACACAACAUAGAAACUGCAUAACUGCUUUGAUGCAGGAAAAGUUUGUCAGAGGUCAUACCUUGUGUGACACAGGAAAAUCUAAACAGAAGAGUGCUCUCUCUUCAAGUGCUCUGUCUGUGGCAACAUCUUCAGUUCUCAAAUCUUAACAGGUAUCAUACAGUUCACACAAGGUGAAAAACCUUUCAACUGCUCUGACCGUGGGAAAAAGUUUCAUUGGACUCAAGCCUUAUUGAACACCAGAGAACCCCCAAAAGAAGAGAGAACCUGCAGCUACAGGGCAGUGCUCACACAUUGUCAUAUCCAAGAGCCCACAGGCUGAGAGAUCCUAUGAAUUGUCAAGGUCAGGAAAAGCCUUUGUUGGAGGUCUUAGGACAGACCACUCUCAUCAGCAUGCCACACUGGCUAGCUUACACUGCUCUCCUUGUGUUGUGUGGGGAUUUGGAGAGCUCUGAAGUAUUUGUUGCCCUUGCAAAAAUCUGCAACGGGAGGAACUCUUUAAAUGCCCUGAAUUUGGGAAGUGUUCAGUCAGAGUUCAACCCUUAAUAACCCUUAGAGAAACUACAAGGGUGCUUUGAGUGUGGGAAAGCCUCCUAGCACAGCUUAUCCCUCAUGAGAUGUAAGAGCAUCCACCCAGCGCACACACAGUAAAAGUGUACUGGCUGGGGAUGGGGCAAGAGAAUAAUUUUUUUCCUUAUUCCUACACAUCUCGGAGGGUAGGGAAUGGCUCCGCAGACAUGUAAUGAGGACAUGCAACAGUAUUCAAACAGAGUAUGAAAUGUCCUCCAAAGAACAGAGCCAUAGACAGCAAAAGGUUGAUAAGGAGUCCCCCAUUGGCAGGAGUUGAAUAUAACUUGUUGAUAAAUCUGAAUAUUUUCUGUUCAGUUAUUUCAUUUACGUUUGACGUUACACACCUGUGCCCCUUGUUUUCUUUUCUGCUGUGACUUCUCAUUCAUCCCUGACAGCAUUUGUAGGCUGGAAUCCACCAAAGGACUUAUCUUUAUGACAUUGAGUGUUGCAAAUGCUCUUGGGUACCUAGAAUAUCAGAGAAACAGCAGUAAAGACUGAGUUAUGAGUCCAAGCCUCUUAUACAAUUAAAGGAGGAAUAGGUGUCUUAGAAUGGGGUCCCCAAAUUCCCAUCCAUCACAUGGAAAUAGGCACAUAUCUGUGCUCCCCAUUCAUGAACCAUAGAAGUGAAAUUAUCUGCUGACAAUAAGGCCCAGCCCAGUAGAUGUUUUGAGAGACUGCCUGACUCUGCAGUGGGGACAUUUCCCUCAUGAGCAUUUGGCCCAUGACUAGGAUGUGAGAGUCCAUCCCCUAGGAUAUGAGAGUCCAGUUCAAGUCCCCUCCUUGCCUAAUCAAACGAAGGAUUUAGAAAAGGGAUCUGCCACUUCUUAGGGGAGUGUCUUAGCUACUCAGCUCUCAAUCUGAUGAGGGGUUCUCAAUCUGCUUUACCCUAGGAUGUUAUUUUGAAAUAGCCCCCCUUACGUCAAAUUUAUAAACAGAGCAUCCACAAUACCAAGCCUGUUGUUUUGAAAUAACAGGCUGGUUAUUUUGAAAUCUGUACUCCCGCGUUCCUCGGGGAAGAGUGCUAAUUGCAAAAUAGUUAUUUUGAAAUAGCUUUAGCGUGGACACUCCAAUGCUGCUGUUUUCAAAUAACUACUCCCCAGAGUCAUUUGAACUAAUUACUUCCCAGUGCUUUCUGGGGCUCUAAGUCACGAUAGCGCAUCCACAUUAACAGAGCUUGCCUCUGACUAAUUUUGAGGCUUCCCUUAGUGGGGACACGCUAUUUCAAUUUUGUUAAAUCAGGAGUUAAGUCCAAUUUAAUUAUUUCAAAAUAAUUUCCGAGUGUAGACAUGCCCUCAGUGAUGUAAUCGCACAGUGUAUAAAUCCCAAGAGUUGUUGGGUCAUGACAGAGUGAAAAUGACCUGGCAGAAUGGUGGUCAGGGAACCCAGGUGUUUGAUGGAUAUCCCUGUAUCCAAGCUCUUUGUUCCCAUGACUCUCUAUCUUUCUCUGAAUAUAAAAUCUAAAUGCUACUAUGAAGAUCAUCAGAGGAAUUGCAGUUCACAAAUGUUUAUGAAAUCCUUGGUUAGGAAUUGCUGUCCUUCAAGGCAGCUGGAAUAUGAUCUUGCUUUCCCAAAACACGACCCCAUUGGAGUUCAGUUCUGUUCCCUAGAACUGGACUGUUGGGAUGGUAGAGGUUAACAGAUAAACCCAAAAACUUCCAUCCAACUAUGGAUACAGCUUUCAAGUACCUAAAAGGAGUUACAAGGAGGAGGGAGAAAAAUUAAUUCUCCUGACCCUCUGAGGAUAGGACAAGAAGCAAUAGGUUUAAAUUUC